AUUUUGUGUGUUGAGAAGGAAUAAGGAUGAACCCCGGGCCUAGUUUUUAAACCUAUUUAAUAUUGUUUUCCGCCACCCGCGUUAUGAAUGACUAUCAAUAUUGUGAUGGUGCGGUCUUUAAUAUAGCUGCGAGCUAACUAGUUAGCCUUAGCCGUUAGCCACGUCCAGUUAGUUGUUAACCUAGCGUGGCUAAGUCGUUAGCAUCCAACUACUGGAGAAAUUACGUUUGAGUGCUGGUUUACUCCAACGUGAAAACUUGAAUAGUCACAUCCAAGUAGACUUCUAAUCAGCGUUUGAGCUCACGAGAUAUAUGUGGAUAAUUGACUGGCAAUUGUGUUGUUUAUCGUCACUCGCCAGGUAGCGUUAGCACCGUGCUAAAAGUUAGCCUCGUCGCCAUGAGGUGUAGCCGCUCGAGGCGGAAGCCCACCAACACUUCAAAGCUUAAUCUAUUCGACCCUUGCUUCCUUUCAAACGCCAACUUUUAUCAUGAUUUAUUGUUUUUCUAUUGAACCUAAAACGACUUGUUUGAAUUGAUGGACAGGCCUCGUCGUCAGGCUUGCUUGUUUGUGUGUCAGUCCAAGCCGAGCUUUUUACGUAACGUGUGAGAUUAAGCAGUCGUUUUCGAUAACGAGUCCGGCAGCACAAUGGAAACAUACAAAUGUGACCCCUGCGGAUGUCCAAGAUGUCUCCUUAAAGUGUCUGCCAAUGUUUUUUUUUUUUCAUUGUAAUGUGACUACUACUUCCUCCAGUGUAGCACUGAGGUUACUUUCAUUUUUGACAGUAAUGUUUUUGACUUGUAAACAAGUCGCAGUGUUGUACCUUGAAACUGUUAUCUCAUGUGCCCACACCUUUUGCAUUGCCUUUGUGUUGUGUUCCUGGAAGUGUGUGAUGAGGUCACUCAGAUCUGCACAUUCUCUCCUCAGAGAGUAAAGAACUUUAUCACAAUAUUCAAAUUUCCUGAGACAGUCCUGUAUACUGUAAAUGAUGACGUCCAUGGGCGGAAACCGGGCCCGGGGCAGCUGGGAACAGACGCAGCCAGGCCAGACACAGGGCCAGACACAGCACAAGCAAAGGCCUCAGGCUACCGCAGAGCAAAUCCGACUUGCGCAAAUGAUUUCAGACCACAACGAUGCAGACUUUGAGGCGAAGGUCAAACAGCUGAUUGACAUCACCGGGAAAGACCAGGAUGAGUCUAUGAUAGCACUGCACGACUGCAACGGGGAUGUUAACAGAGCCAUCAAUGUCCUAUUGGAGGGUAGCCCAGACACUGACUCGUGGGAAAUGGUGGGGAAGAAAAAAGGCGUGUCCGGCCAGAAGGAGGCCAGCCAGCCAGAGAUGGGAGAGGACGGGAAAGAGAACCGGGAGAAAACGGAGAAGGAUUUAGCUCGUCGGCGAGGGGCGCCCCCUCGCAGGGGCCGCGGAGCCAUCAGAGGGCGAGAGUUUCGAGGUCAAGAGAACGGCUUGGAAGGAGGCAAGGUGGCAGUCGUGGGCAGGGGCAUGGAACGAGGCAGGAGAGGGCGAGGACGAGGGCGAGGGAUGCUUGGAGCAUCAGGGCGGCGAGGAGGCAGAUUCUCGGCGCAGGGCAUGGGAACAUUCAACCCUGCCGACUACGCCGAGCCGAACCAGACAGAUGAAAACUACGGCGGAGGUAGCACCUGGAACAACACGGGCGGUACGGAGACAGAAGAAGGAGCGAGAUUGGAAUACUCCCAGGGAGACGGAAUGACUUACCCGCCCAAGUUUGAGUCUGGCCCUGGUGCCUGGAGGACGCCUACAGAGGAAUGGGGCACUGAGGACUGGAAUGAGGAUUUGUCAGAGACCAAGAUAUUCACAGCUUCCAGUGUGGCAACCAUUCCACCACCGCAAGAGAAUGUCACCAUCACCAAAGGACAGAGGAUUGACCUCGCGGUGCUAUUGGGGAAGACUCCCCCGUCUUCCUCGUCGGAAACUGAACCCCAACCCGUCGAGGCCGCCCAGCCCCCCACCUUACCCCAGUCCCUAGUUUUCAGCAACUCCAAGCAAGGACCCCCCUUAUCCCAGUCCUCCUCCAACACCCCUUAUACUCAGCACAGCAUGGUUAGCAUGCUGAACAAGAGUUUUGGGGAUGUAGCGGACCAGAAAGGAGGUACCAGCGGGACCACCGGCUCCCAGUUCCUGGAGCAGUAUAAAACAGCCCAGGCACUGGCUCAGCUAGCAGCCCAGCAUUCCCAAACUGGGGCUCCCAAUACGAACCCUCCAUCUUGGGACAGUGGUGCCAACUCAAGGGCGCAAUAUGAUAUGAAGACUCAACCUGAGUCAGCCAUCCACAUGCCCUUUGCGAAGCGCCCGCCCUUCCAGGCCGCAACGCCCACCACGUCGUCCAUGUUGGAAGUUUUCUUGCCUCCUGCCGCCACCUCAUCCGCUUCCUCCUUGCCGCCCCAAACAACAGUCUCCUCCCUUCCCAAAAUGGCGCCGGUCACGUCGUUGGGUCAACAGGUUUCCCCUAGUUCCUCGGACGCGCAGGGGUCCAGUCCACUGCCUCUGCAGCAACACAAGCUCCGACAGCAGAAGAAGAGGACCUCCAUUCCAACAAAGAUUCCGUCAAUGGCAGUGGAAAUGCCUGGGUCGACAGACAUCUCCGGCCUCAACCUUCAAUUCGGAGCGCUGCAGUUCGGCUCGGAACCGACGCUGCCCGAAUACGAGUUGGCCUCCUCCAACACGACGCCUGCCAAUCCAAUGCAGAAUAGCCUCUACUCCACCCCCAAUAGUGAGUCAACUCCAGCUCUUUCCAACUCCAGCCAGAUGGAGCUGUACGAGCAGAGAGCGCCUCAGACGCGACGUUACCCUCCCUCCGUCUCCUCGUCCCCGCAGAAAGACUUGCAGCCAAAGAAUGGCUUCAGUUCACUACAAGCAGCGCAAUCUGUGGAAGCUGCAGCAGGUUCUGCAGUCGCAGUCAAACCAAUGUCAGACUCUGUAGCGCCACCACCGGCGGUCGCCAGCAUGGCCGCUCUUUCAGACGCCAGCUCGGGUCCGGCUUCCCUGCUGACGACGUCCAAUCAGACGUCACUCGGCGCCUUGGGGCAAGGCGAAGAACUGCCGCCGAGCACUGUUCCGCCUCCUCAGCACAACAGUGCGCUCUCGUCACAGCAGAACAGCCUUGCUCCAUCUUCGGGUCGAACAUCCAACUCUAGCCUACUGCACCCGAACGUAGACGGCGACUCCAGCCUCCACUCCUCCUCCUUCCCCUCUGCCUCAGCCGUGUCGUCAUCGUCGUCUGUCCCCUCCACUUCCUCGGCCACCACGCCGCAGGUGUCUCUGGGGACCCCGGUUUCGGCCCAGUCUGGCCUCGGCCCCGUCAACAACAUGUCCAUGGGGCUCAACGCGCCAUCCAUGGGAGCGCAGGGUGUGGCCCCGUCCCCCGCUGCCAUUUCGAUUUCCGCCGCAGCGGCCUCCAACGCGCCUUCCUCAGUGACUUCCUUGUCGUCGCGCAGCUCUGCAGCAUCCUCAGGGAAAGCCCCUCCAAAUUUGCCCCCUGGAGUGCCCCCUCUACUGCCCAAUCCCUACAUCAUGGCCCCGGGACUGCUGCAUCCCUACCCAACUCAGGUGUAUGGCUAUGACGACCUGCAGAUGCUGCAGACAAGAAUACCGUUGGAUUAUUACGGGAUUCCAUUUGCAACCCCUACAACAGCACUGACUAGCAGAGAGGCCGGUUUGACUAACAACCCGUAUUCUGGUGAUUUAUCAAAGUUCGGUCGAGGCGACGCGUCCUCACCGGCCCCCGCCACUACGUUGGCGCAGAAUCAGCAGCAAAACCAGACGCAGACACACCAUUCGACCCAGCAGCCCUUCCUCAACCCGGCGCUGCCACCCGGCUACAGCUAUACCAGCCUGCCCUACUACACGGGCAUGCCGGGCCUGCCCAACACCUUCCAAUAUGGCCCUGCUGUGUUUCCAGUGGCUCCUACCUCGUCAAAGCAGCACGGCGUGAAUGUUGGCGCGACAGCCACACCCUUCCAACAGGCUAGCGGCUAUGGUUCCCAUGGAUACAGCACUGGCUAUGAGGAUGUGGGCCAGGCUUCAGGGAGUGGGGAUUUCUGUAAGGGCGGAUACGGCAACGCCGUGGCCGCCGCCGCCGCCGCCGCCGCUGCUGCUGCUGCCGCAGUCGCUGCGCAAAACAAACCGGCCAACUCUGUCAGCGGGCCCGGAGUAGGAGUAUCUGUGACCUCGAGUAACACGGGGGUACCUGAUAUUUCGGGUUCUGUUUACACAAAAACGCAGCAGUCAUUUGAGAAGCAGGGUUUCCACACCGGCACGCCCACAGCGUCGUUCAGCCUCCCCUCGGCUCUGGGUAGCGGCGGCCCAAUCAACGCGCCGGCGGCCGCGGGCUAUGCCCCGGCGCCUUUCAUGCACAUCCUGGCGCCGCACCAGCAGCCCCACUCCCAGAUCCUACACCACCACCUCCAGCAGGAUGCACAAAGCGGCAGUGGCCAGCGCAAUCAGACUGCAUCCAUUCAGCAAAAGUCUCAGAUUAACAAGUCUGCGUAUAAUAGCUACAACUGGGGGGCCAACUAGCAGCUGACAUCAGAGCCUCGGACGCCCUCUCUCGCUAACAAAAGCUGUGAAGGAGGGAGUGGGCAGGGCUCAUCAUAUCCUGAUCACCCAACUCCGUAUAGAAGGUUAACUCCUGCUGAAUUCCCCGCCGCAUCUCUCAACGAGUAUGUGCCGGGGGGGAAUGAAUGGUUAGAAAAACAUAACGUGACAUUGAGUGUCUGGGGAAAUUUUUGUGUUCAACCCAGCACCGACCCUUCGCGUAUGUCACAACAUUAUUUCUUUAAAAGAAUGUUUCCCGUACGGUUCUAUAUGUUGAUGUAUUCUCUACACCCCUACACAUUUUUUUUUUUAACUAAUUGGGAGGAUUGAAGUAAUGAGGGAUGGUGGCGAUGGAGAGGGGCUCUUUUCUAUUCCACCCCUUUCUGCGCUAACUAUUCAUUUGCUUGAUUGCUGUUUGGUUUCUCCCCAGAUCCCUUAUUUUAUGUCCUUUUUAAGUUGGAAGAAACAAUUCUCAAAAUUUGUUAGAGUUGUGAAGUUUAUUUUUUACUAAAUAUAAAUAUAUAUAUAUAAAUAUAUAAGCGAGCUGGCUUGGAGUGAGGAUGUUUGUCAUGUGGUUGCGUGCAUGUUUGUACACAUAAGACAAGUUGGGGCGGGGGGGGUUGUUUACUGUGCUUUUGUUUUGUUUUUUUGCCUAGCACAGACUUUUCAUAGUGUAUAAAACACAUGUACAGUUACUGUUACCAUUUGAAUAUUUUGACAUGUUAUUAAAGGAUCCUUCCCAAAGCCAAUCUGCACCCCAAUGCCCUUUCCAAUGUUAAUAAUCCAGUAAUGUCUUUCAGUUCAGUAGACCUCUCCAUGCGCCACCACCCUUUCCUGCACAUUUGAAAGGAAACCUUCCAGCAUCCAAUACUGAUGGACAGACUUGUACUUUUGAGUUUUGUUUGUUUUUGUCAGUGAUUCUUUUUUGUACUGUGCAUUAAAAACAAUUGUAAAUGGGAUAACUUGUCUUGUACAUACAAACAAAAAAAGUACUGUAGUGCCUGUUUGUUCGCUUUGCUCCUGGUUCCUUGCAGAUCUUGUUAUUAGAGUUUUUGUUUCCUUUUUUAUUUUGUAAAAUAUAUAAAUAUUAAUAAACAAGGACAAAGACAUUUUCAUCAUUUUGGGGAUGUGAAUG
This is a messenger RNA of Corythoichthys intestinalis (scribbled pipefish), 5704 nucleotides long. RefSeq names its product ubiquitin associated protein 2-like (gene ubap2l). The transcript is spliced from 29 exons. Lineage: Eukaryota; Metazoa; Chordata; Actinopteri; Syngnathiformes; Syngnathidae. Gene Ontology annotation, molecular function: protein binding. The record is from RefSeq and is a predicted model, not a curated record. Bases 982 to 4551 code for a protein of 1189 amino acids. Gene Ontology annotation, cellular component: nucleus; cytoplasm.